Argentina anserina (silverweed cinquefoil) is the source of this 3019-nucleotide messenger RNA. Its product is annotated as BTB/POZ domain-containing protein FBL11. Gene Ontology annotation, molecular function: protein binding. Gene Ontology annotation, biological process: SCF-dependent proteasomal ubiquitin-dependent protein catabolic process. Bases 8 to 2911 code for a protein of 967 amino acids. The transcript is spliced from 19 exons. The record is from RefSeq and is a predicted model, not a curated record. Gene Ontology annotation, cellular component: SCF ubiquitin ligase complex. Lineage: Eukaryota; Viridiplantae; Streptophyta; Magnoliopsida; Rosales; Rosaceae.
AAAGAGCAUGGCUUCAAGCUCAGACGACGACUUCAUCACCGUCGUGUGCACAAAGCCCAAAGCAACCACCACCACAACCACAGCGGACCGAGAAGUUGUCAUCUCAGUCGCAGAUAUCCAGAGCUGGGAUUUGCCAGCAAUUCUCUGUUGCCGAUCACUCAAAGUUAAAGCUCACCGGAACAGGCUCAUCCAGCACUCUUCGUAUUUCCAUGGACUCCUCACCGGCAGCUUCAGCGAAUCGGGACUGGACUGUAUAGCAGUUGAGUGGAACCUGGAAACUUUUGUAAAUGUUCUGCAUUGUAUUUACGGAUGCGAGUUGGAUGUUACAUUCAAUAAUUUCCUCCCUCUUAUUGAGGGUGCACUUUACUUUGGCGUGGAGAUGCUGCUCAUGAGAUGUAAAACUUGGUUUUCCAAGGUUGCGUCAUCAGAGGUGCCACCAGAAAUACAAUUGGAUGAGUUGAUUUACAUUUGGAGCUUCGGUGUAGAGCAUGCCUGUGAUUUUCUUCCAGAGCUUUGUGCGAGCUAUCUUGCGAGAAAUUUUAUGUGGGCCAUAUCUAUGAGUUGUUUUGUGGAUAUUCCAUACGAAUUAUUAUUAUCCUGUGUGAAGAACAUAAAUAUAACAGUGGAUAGUGAAAUGCAUCUUGCUGAUGCGCUUCUAAAUUGGAUCAAUGCUAAAACAGCAACGAUGGAAGGUUCAAAUGGUUACGAAAAUGGCUAUACUUGCUUAUUGAAACAGGUCCGUACAACGCUUUUGCCCUUGUCGUUUGCUGCAGAGAAAAGAAGUUCUUGUCAUUUUUCUAAGUUUGCUGAUGAGAGCAUUAAUUCGAUUUUCAGACUACUGAAAAUUCCAUCCUCUACCUUAAUCACUACCAUAGGAGAUGGUAACUUGCAUGAUUUAAGGAUUCGACUGACAAAAUUUUCUAAGAAAGUGAAGCUUUCAAAGUGCCCGCAGAUAACCUCACAAAUGAUACUUUUGUCUGUGCUUCCUUCAUCACACAAUUUUGAUUCCACAUUAAGAAGUAUUGAACAGUCACCAAUUAAGUUUGACCGUAUUGACAGAGAUCAGUGUUCAAUAAUACUGAGAUCCUUGCCAACUCUGUCUUUUGAAGCAGUACAAGAAGUGGAUAUCUCUAAGUGUCCGGGGCUUCAUCUUGAAACUGCUAUUGAGUGCUUCUGCACAUCAUUUCCAUCUUUAAGGACACUGAAGGCAGCUUUUCUUCUAAACUUCAACAUAAAAACUUUCAGUCUCCUCAUUCGGAAAUGCCCUAUGGUCUAUGAGGUUGACUUAACUACUGAAAUAAGUCCAAUUAUAACAUCACAAGUCAGCAGUUUAUCCGCAACUCCAGCCACAACACCACAAAUAUCAAAAUUGUCCUUAAAUGUUGGAGAAAAUACUCUCUAUAUGAAUCCCUUUCACAAGUCUGGAUUAUCUUUAGCAAAGCUCACACUGGAGGGGAGAAGCGAUCUCUGUGAUUCUGAUCUCCAAUAUAUAUCCAAAUUCUUAGUCUCCUUACAGUACCUCAACCUUAAAGGGUGUAUUUCAUUAACUGAUGUUGGCAUAGCAAGUCUUCUUCUCAAAUGCUGUAAGCUACAUUCAGUUUUAGUUUGUGACACUUCUUUUGGGGUAAAUUCGGUACUAGCUCUUUGUUCUAGCCCUUCGGAUUAUGCGGCUGGCCAUCAUGUAGAAAUAGAGCAUAUAAAGCCCUUGGCAUUUAAUCUUCAAGCACUUCAUAUGGGCGGCUGCAAGCGUGUUGAAAAAGCAUCUCUUCUAAACAUUAUGUUCCAAAUGCAAAAGCUGAGGACUCUUUGCUUGCGCGACACCAACCUAGAUGAUGGUGCUCUAUGUAGGUUUGGAGGUUCAUCCUUGGAGGUGCUUGACGUUUCUAAUACUAAGGUUUCACAUGCUGCUUUAGCUCAUCUUGUUGGUAGAAAUCCAGGUCUGAAGUGUUUGAAACUGAGAGGCUGUAGAUAUUUGUCUCAACAAGAAUGUGACACUCAAAAAGGAGAAUAUUCAUCAGUCUAUUCCUGCAGAGAACUACUUAACACAAUUGGGAGAACUCUUAGGUUGGAAGAAUUAGCACUUGGAUGGGGAUUUUCAUAUUCCUCUUUGGAAGCUCUGAAACCUGCAAUCUCAUCACUGAGGAAAAUAACAGUGGGUUUAGGUGGAUCAUUGGGUGAAGACACACUGGGAAGAUUACUAAAUAUCUGUCCCAUGCUUGACUCUAUUGUUCUUUACUUUCAGGUGUUAUCUGAUAAAAUCAUCAUGCAAAUUAUGGCAAACCUGAAGAACUUGCUAGCAUUGACUUUGUGUUACUGUAUGGGUGAUAUAUCUAUUGUAAGCUUCAAAUCUUGUGUCCCAAACUUGAGAAAGUUGAAGCUUGAGCGGGUGACACCUUGGAUGACAAACAAUGAUUUGGUUGUUCUUACUGAAAGCUGUGCGAAUUUGAUUGAGCUUUCAUUGCUAGGGUGCACACUUCUCAAUUCAGAGUCUCUACACAUAAUCUCACGUGGAUGGCCAGGCUUAGUCUCUAUUCAUCUCGAGGAAUGUGGAGAAAUGACAAAAAGAGGGGUUUCUUCUCUUCUUGACUGUCAAGCUCUUGAAGAUCUCUUGCUGCGUCAUAAUGGUCCUGGGAUAAAAAAGAGCUUUAUCUCUGAUGCUGUUUCAAAGUUGCCACUGCUUAGGAAGGUAUCAUUAGAUUUGUGUGAUGCAAGUGAAGGUGAAUUUGAUAUUCCUGAUUAUGCUGACAGGUAUUUUUUAAGUACUGUGAAGAUUGCCAGAUGCAAGUCUCAGAGGUGCGGUCUGGAUGUUCAGUUUGUCAAGGCUCGUAGGAGGCCUGUACACAAAGAAACACUUGUGGUGGUGUGGAACAGCAAAACUAUCAUUAGAACGGUUGUGAAGGAAAGACUCUAAUGCUCUUUGGUCAGAGAUGUUAAUUGUUGAAGUGGUGAACCAACUGCUCAAUCAUGUAUUUAUGCUGUACACAAUAUACUUUGUUGAGUUAUACUAUGUAUUAUGCAC